AUUUGGGUGUUUGCUUCGGGCGGACGAAGGUGACCGGCUUGGCGCGGUGGACAAGAACGGGCCGUCUAAUAAAGUUACAACUGAAUUUCGUUUUUUUGGUCAGGCCAAUUUCUUCAGUAAAAAAGGAAAGGGACCAGCUCGCGCCUCGAGCGAAUUCUCUGACCCGCCCGUGAAGGCGAUUUGGUGGCGAUGGCGCGAAGCGACGGCGGGCGAACUGCGCUAUCGCGGCAAUCGAGUAGCAAAACUGAAUGUUGAAGAAUUACUAAAAAAUGUCAUUUUAUUUUGAAUUCAGGGUUUUUGUCAAAGCGCACUGACUUGCGGCAGUAGUUGUGUCAAAAUUCCUGGCUGCCUCAAACAAGGAUACAAAGGUGCCCGUCCCUUAUAGAUGAAGGAGCCUGACUCAGCUGGGUCUUUGGAAGCCGUAAGCAGUUUGUGAUCUUUUUUGCCUUCGGGAAAAUUUUGGCUUUUUGGCCGGUGUCGUUCUGCGCUGCAGCGCCGAAAAGUAGGACAGACGAGUACCUGAUGGGUCCUGAGUUGUCGGGCGAAGUUUUGUUGCAACGCCCGAGCGUGCCCGUGGGUGGAAUCGCGGAAAAGCUCAGCAACAAGCGCAAAGUGAAAAGAAUCAGAGGUUCGGAGGAUGAAAAAGAAGACGACAUUGAGAACCUCUUGUUUGGGGAAAAAACGGUACUGGAAUUUGGAGAGGAGUGCGCGGUUUCGAGGGAAAAGGAGGAGCGGGUCCGUGGAGCUGAUGGAAUAACAGGUGACGUCGAGUCAGCGGAGACCGGCGUACCUGGUUUCGUGAUUGGAGCCAAGAGUCGAAAGGACAAUGAGGUCGAUCCCAGCAAAACAGCCGCACCGAACAAAAAAGCUAAGGCCAGCGUCGAGGCCCUGGCACCGGCGUGGACCGAUCAGGACGACGAGCAAGUCGACGUUAUGCUUAGCAACCGUACAAGAAAGUUCCGCCGCAGCCUCGGCCAGACUCAACUGAGCCAGGCAGAGUACGAACUCGCUCUCAAGGAGCAGUUCAAAAAAAUAAAUGACACCGCAAAUCAGUCUUGGGCCACCGUUUAUGAAGAAGAAGCGGACCCAAACGAAGCGUCGUUUCUAAAUACGACAGAAAAGGUGGUCUCGAAAAGAGACCCCCGCGUUAUGCCGGACAAGUUUAUUUACAUCACUCAGUUGCAAGACGCGAACAAGGCGGGGGUCAGCAGAUCUGUCGUCCGGUGCUGCCAAUUUCACCCUAGGGAAAACCUUCUCCUCACCGCGGGUAUGGACAAAACGCUUCGGCUCUUCGACGUUUGCGGAAAGGCGAACCACAUGGUCCAGAGCAUGUUCUUCGAAAACUUUCCAAUCACGACAGCGGUUUUCAGUCCUCUCAAAGACGAAAUUUACCUAUCCGGCCUAAGAAACUGCUUCUACACCUACGAACUGCUUUCCGGGAAAGUGGACAACGUCAAAAAGGUGAUCGGGUGCGAGGACGAAAAGCUGGACAAAAUGCUCGUGUCGCCAGACAACGGCGUCUUGGUGUUUCUUUCCAAAGAGGGGAAAAUACUGGUCGUCUCCAACAAAACGAAACAAUGGGUCACGACUCUAAAAAUGAAUUCACACGUCAAAUGCGCCUCCUUUCUUCCAGACGGCUCGGAACUGUGGACCGCCGGCUCCUCCGGGGAAGUGUACGUAUGGAACAUGAAAACGUACCUGUGCACAAGGCGGUUCAAAGACGACGGGCUGUCUCCCGUUACCGCCAUGGAAAUCUCUCCAAAUGGAAAAUACCUGGCAACGGGACAAGAGUCAGGGGUCGUCAAUCUGUACAACAUAGACGACGAAGAAUUCGUCCGACACUUCACUCCUCAACCGUCCAAAUCGUUCUUCAACUUGACAACGCCCGUGCAAGCGCUUCACUUCAACCACGACAGCCAACUCUUGGGCAUCGCCUCCACUCUGAAAAGAAACUCCUUUCGACUAAUUCACGUCCCAAGCAAAACCGUGUUCCAAAACUGGCCCGUAAAACAAACGCCCCUGUCCAGAGUGGCCUCCUUCACCUUCUCCCCAGACAGCAGUCUGCUGGCCAUCGGCAACGUGCGGGGCAACGUUCGCCUGUACAAACUCCACUACUACCAAAAACGCGUGUCAUCCAACUCAAAAUAAAACAAUUUCUAACUCUCUCUGUAAAAA
This is a messenger RNA of Schistocerca gregaria, 2175 nucleotides long. RefSeq lists its product as uncharacterized. Gene Ontology annotation, molecular function: protein binding. The record is from RefSeq and is a predicted model, not a curated record. The transcript is spliced from 2 exons. Gene Ontology annotation, biological process: rRNA processing. The coding region runs from base 523 to 2148 and encodes 541 amino acids. Gene Ontology annotation, cellular component: Pwp2p-containing subcomplex of 90S preribosome; small-subunit processome. Lineage: Eukaryota; Metazoa; Arthropoda; Insecta; Orthoptera; Acrididae.